GCUCCACGAUAUUCACUCAGAAACGACAAAGAGUCAGUAUGCUAAAAGGUGGAAAAAGAAACAAUAAUAAAUAGAGUGGACACAGAUCCUAACCUGCGAGCUCCACAAAAGAAACCAUUCCGAGAUCGAUGCUAGUAGUGCAUCACUGAUGAGCAACCUCACACAAGGACAGAUCAAAUCAUCAAUGGCUUCUCAUCUUGGCAUCAUGCAAGGUAGAUUAGGUUGGUCGAUUGCAUCGGCAUGCGAGCAGCAGCAGGAGGAGGAUUCUCUGUGUUUCCAGGCUAACCUGAUCGAUCUCGCCAACAUUCUUCUCCUCGUCGUCUACCUCGCGACGCUGGUGAUCGCCGGAUGCGAGAAGCGAUUCUUGGUUGCGGCGAGGUGGGGCGGCCUGCGGCUGCGGCCGCCAUGGCUGUGCCUCGUUGCUUCUCCUUGCUGCGCUGUUCUUGGCGUCGCUUGCGUGUGCUUGGGAGCGCUGAGGUCGUCGUCGUCGUCGGCGUCGGCGGCGGCGGCGGUGGCGGUGGUGAGAGGGGUUGUGUGGGUGUUCGUCGCGGUGUCCGUGGUGGUUCGGCCGACGAGGUUGUCGAGCGCCGUGGCCAUGGCGUGGUGGGCGGCGAUGGCGGCGAUGAGGACGGCGUACGGCGUAGAGGUGGUGGCGAGGGGUGGCUCGCUGCCGGUUCUUGAUGUCGCGGCAUGGGGGGUCAGCUUGGUGCUGCUCCUGUGCGUGUUCGUGGUUGGUCGAGCCGGCCGCCGUGAUGAUGUCGCCGGUGGCGGCGACGGCGAGACGUCGACCGAGCCGUUGCUGUCGGCGAGAGGCGGCGGCGAGCGGUCGUCGGCGUUCGGCGAGGCUGGGUUCCUGAGCAGGUUGCUGUUCACGUGGAUGAACCCGUUGCUGCGGCUGGGUUACUCCAAGCCGCUCGGCCUCGGCGACGUCCCGCCGCUUGACGCCGACGACGAGGCGGCGCAGGCGUGCGACACGUUCCUGCGAGAAUGGCACCGGCGGCGGAGCGCGACGCCGGGCGGCGGCGGCGAGGAGAAGGCGGCGAGCAGGCUGGUGUUCGCGGUGCUCGCCGCGUGCUACAAGAAGGACCUCCUCCUGACGGCGCUCUACACGCUGCUCCGGACGGCGGCGUUCGGCGCCAUGCCGGUGAUGCUCUACUCCCUGGUGUCCUACUCCUACCGGCGGCGGGAGCGUGGGCUCGCCGCCGGCAUGGCGCUCAUCGCCGCGCUGGUGGUGAUGAAGCUGGUGGAGUCGCUGUCGCAGCGGCACUGGUUCUUCGGGUCGCGCCGCCUCGGCAUGCGCAUGCGCUCCGCGGCCAUGGCGGCCGUGUUCGAGAAGCAGCUGCGGCUGUCGGGCGAGGCGCGGCGGCGGAACUCCGCCGGCGAGAUCGUCAACUACAUCGCCGUCGACGCGUACCGCCUCGGCGAGUUCCCGUACUGGCUCCACCUCGCGUGGAGCAUGCCGGUUCAGCUCGCCCUCGCCGUCGCGCUCCUCUUCUGGACCGUCGGCGCCGGCGCGCUCCCGGGCCUCGUCCCCGUCGCCGCCUGCGGCGUGCUCAACGUCCCCUUCGCCAAGCUGCUGCAGCGCUACCAGUCGAGGUUCAUGGCGGCGCAGGACGAGCGGCAGCGCGCCACGGCGGAGGCGCUCGGCGCCAUGAAGGUGGUGAAGCUCCAGUCGUGGGAGGAAUUCUUCAGGGGGAACGUGCAGCGGCUGCGCGACGCCGAGGUGCGGUGGCUGGCCGACGCGCAGGUCAGCAAGGCGUACGGCAGCUCGCUAUACUGGAUGUCGCCGACCAUCAUCUCCGCGGUGAUCUUCGCCGGCACGGCGGCGCUCCGGAGCGCGCCGCUGGACGCCGCCGUCGUGUUCACCAUCCUCGCCACGCUCCGCGUCAUCUCGGAGCCGAUGAGGAUGCUGCCGGAGGUGCUGUCCAUCAUGAUCCAGAUCAAGGUGUCGCUGGACCGCAUCGGCAAGUUCCUCAUGGAGGAGGAGUUCCGGGACGACGCCGUCCUGCCAUUACCAAUGCCAAGCUCCGACAUGAUCACCAUGGCCAUCAACAAUGGCGUCUUCAGCUGGGAGCCUAGCAAGGCCAUUGCAACACUGAAAUCCAUCAGCAUCGCAGCAAUGCAGGGCGAGAAGAUCGCCGUCUGCGGUCCGGUUGGCGCGGGGAAAUCGUCAUUGCUCUGCGCAAUGCUCGGAGAAAUACCAAGAAUGUCUGGAUCAGUAGCUAUGUCCGGCUCGAUCGCCUAUGUCCCGCAGACGCCAUGGAUCCAGAGCGGCACGGUGCGCGACAACAUCCUAUUCGGGAAGCCGAUGAACAAUGAGGAGUAUGACAGGGCCAUCAGGUGCUGUGCAUUGGACAAGGACAUGGAGAAUUUCCCCCAUGGCGACCUGACGGAGAUCGGGCAACGAGGCCUGAACAUGAGUGGAGGGCAGAAGCAGAGGAUUCAGCUUGCGAGAGCCGUCUACAAUGGCGCCGACGUCUACCUCCUUGACGAUCCUUUCAGCGCCGUCGAUGCGCAUACCGCUGCGACACUGUUCAAUGAUUGUGUCAUGGCAGCUCUUGAGAACAAGACGGUCAUUCUUGUCACACAUCAAGUUGAGUUCCUCUCCAAGGUUGACAAGAUCCUGGUCAUGGAAAAUGGGGAGAUAACUCAGGAGGGAACUUACAGUGAGCUUCUGCAAUCCGGCACGGCAUUCGAACAGCUUGUGAAUGCGCACAAGGACUCAAAAACAAUACUAGACACCGAUGAUCGCCGAGAAGGAGCAAAAGAACUCGGCGCGUUUCAGUACCAGGUACCACUGAUACAGCAGAACAGUGAGGCAGAGAUCUCAACCGGUAACCUGAAAUCAGUCCAGCUGACAGAAGAGGAGAGGAGGGAGCUAGGAGACAUUGGGCUGAAGCCAUACAAGGAUUAUGUCUCGGUAUCCAAGGGCUGGUUCCUCCUUUCCAUGAUACUAGUCACGCAGUGCGCGUUCUUCGGCCUGCAAUGCCUGGCAACCUACUGGCUUGCAGUAGCAAUUCAGAACCAACAAUUCAGUGCUGGGGUUGUGAUUGGAGUCUAUGCGGUGAUGGCAACUGUAAGCUGCUUGUUUGCAUAUGUUAGGAGCCUCAUUGCCGCGCAUUUUGGACUGAAAGCAUCAAGGGAGUUCUUCUCCAGGUUCAUGGAUUCGGUGUUUAAGGCACCCAUGGUGUUCUUUGAUUCCACUCCCACAGGGAGAAUCAUGACCAGGGCUUCAUCAGAUUUGAGCAUCUUAGACUUUGACAUCCCGUUUGCAAUGACUUUCGUGAUCUCCGGCUCGAUCGAAAUAGCAACAACCAUAGCUAUCAUGAUCUUGGUUACAUGGCAGCUUGUACUGGUUGCUAUUCCUGUCAUAGUUGCACUUCUGUACAUCCAGAGAUACUACAUUGCCUCAGCAAGGGAGCUGGUGAGGAUCAAUGGAACUACAAAGGCACCGGUCAUGAACUACGCAGCGGAGUCGAUGCUGGGAGUGAUCACCAUAAGAGCCUUUGCUGAGACAAAGAGGUUUAUUCAGACAAAUCUUCAGCUCAUCGACACAGAUGCGACACUGUUCUUCUACACAAACGCAGCACUGGAAUGGGUUCUUUUGCGCGUCGAGGCUCUACAGAUCUUGGUUAUUGUUGCAUCAUCCAUCCUCCUCGUCUUGCUUCCGGAGGGAGCAGUUGCUCCAGGAUUUCUUGGCCUGUGUCUCUCGUAUGCGUUAAUGCUUUCUUCAGCCCAAGUGUUUGUGACAAGAUUUUACUCAAACCUGGAAAACUACAUCAUAUCUGUGGAGAGAAUCAAACAGUUCAUGCAUCUGCCAGCUGAGCCUCCUGCUGUUAUUACUGACAGAAGGCCUCCCCCUUCAUGGCCAUCUGCAGGAAGGAUAGAAUUGGAGAACUUAAGAGUCAAGUACCGCCGAAAUGCGCCUACGGUAUUACGCGGGAUUACCUGCACAUUUGCAGCAGGACAUAAGAUUGGAGUUGUUGGAAGAACCGGGAGCGGGAAGACGACUCUUCUGAGCACAUUGUUCCGCCUUAUCGACCCGUACAGCGGGAGAAUUCUCAUCGAUGAUCUUGACAUUUGCACCAUAGGGUUGAAAGACCUGAGGAUGAAGCUCAGCAUCAUCCCUCAGGAGCCAACACUUUUCAGAGGCAGUGUAAGGAGCAAUGUUGAUCCUCUGGGUCUGCACACUGAUGAAGACAUUUGGGAGGCUUUAAAUAAGUGUCAGUUGAAGAAGACAAUCAGUGCCCUUCCUGGCCUUCUUGAAUCACCAGUGAGCGACGACGGCGAGAACUGGAGCGCCGGACAACGGCAGCUCUUCUGCCUGGCCCGGGUCCUCCUCCGCAGGAACAAGAUCCUGGUCCUCGACGAGGCGACGGCGUCCAUCGACUCGGCCACCGACGCCGUCCUGCAGAGAGUCAUCAAGCAGGAGUUCUCAGGGUGCACUGUGAUCACCAUAGCUCACAGGGUUCCCACUGUCACUGACAGUGACAUGGUCAUGGUUCUUUCAUACGGGAAACUCAUAGAGUAUGAUAGGCCAUCAAGGCUGAUGGAGAAUGAGGACUCUGCCUUCUGUAAGCUUGUAGCUGAGUACUGGUCCAACUAUAGCUGAAUCUGCCAAGAAAAACGGUCAGGAACAUCAAAUGCAGAAGACCUUCACUGCUUUAUUCUUCAGUGAAUAAGUGGAACUGGAAACUGGGACAUUGCAUUGCUGGCCAAUGAUCAUCCAGAUGGACAUAUAUGAUGCACUAAUGAUCUGGAAAGUAUGUAUGAGGGGAGCUCAUUCAAAACCAGGGGUUCAUGCAAUGAAAUUGCAAGCCUUCUCCCAACAAGACAGAGCAGCAGACAGGAUAUAAUAAACUUUGUUGGUAAUACCAUGGUUAAAAAUCUGAAACCUGGGGUGAUUGAUUCUUAUUUAUCUGUCCCAAAACUAUUCCGAGAUGUACAUUUUUGUGCUGCUGACUGCUGACUACAAAAACAAAUUGAACAAAGAACCACCCUGAACACAUCCCCCACUA
Messenger RNA from Oryza sativa Japonica Group (Japanese rice), 5018 nucleotides. Its product is annotated as ABC transporter C family member 8. NCBI's taxonomy places the organism in Eukaryota, Viridiplantae, Streptophyta, Magnoliopsida, Poales, Poaceae. Gene Ontology annotation, molecular function: ATP binding; ABC-type transporter activity; ATP hydrolysis activity. Gene Ontology annotation, biological process: transmembrane transport. Gene Ontology annotation, cellular component: membrane. The record is from RefSeq and is a predicted model, not a curated record.